AUCGAGACUUUUUAUAGAGAGGAUGGUAAACCCAUGAGUGAUACAGAACUACUCUACUCAGGUAGGAUGGAGUGCACGUUGGAGAAGAGAGGAUCGGUUUUCGUUCUGACCCUAACCAGCGAAAGCGACGAACAACACCGUCUCAACCCCACACUCCUCUCCUCCCUCCUCGCCGCUCUCACCCAAGUCCACUCCCAAGCAACCGCCGCCUCCGCCCUCGUCACCACCGCCCAAGGCAGAUUCUUCUGCAAUGGGUUCGACUUCCGCUGGGCGCGUGCAGCUGCCGACCCUCAAGCUGCCCGCAUCCGCCUCCGCGCUAUGUCGAACUCCCUUCGCCCCGUCCUCGCCGCACUCUUCUCCCUUCCCAUCCCCACCGUCGCCGCUGUCUCCGGUCACGCUGCCGCGGCGGGAGCUGUUCUCGCGCUCGCGCACGACCACGUCCUCAUGCGCGGCGACCGCGGCGUCCUCUACAUGCCGGAGGUGGACCUCGGGAUCACGCUCCCUGACUACUUUGCAGCCGUCAUGAGGGAGAAGGUAGCGGCGGCUCGUGACGUAGUGCUCGCGGGGAGGAAGGUGAAGGCGGAGGAAGCGGUGGAGAUGGGGAUUGUGCGCUCUGCGCACGAUAGCGCGGAGGGUACCGUGGAGGCUGCGAUGCGCCUGGGGGAGGAGUUGGCACGAAGGAAGUGGGUUGGUGAGGCUUAUGUUGAAAUCAGAAAAAGUUUGUUCCCUGAAGUGUGUGAUGUUUUGGGUUUAGCACCUAAAUCCAUUGUUUCCAAGAUUUGAAUAAAACAUCAUGAAUUUAUUGUUUUGUUAUGAAUGGUAUAAACAAGGAGGAGUAUGAGAUUGAAG
This is a messenger RNA of Vigna umbellata (rice bean), 849 nucleotides long. Lineage: Eukaryota; Viridiplantae; Streptophyta; Magnoliopsida; Fabales; Fabaceae. The record is from RefSeq and is a predicted model, not a curated record.